AUGACCAUGGAAACAGAGUCUCUCCAUCACCAAUUUUCAUCUCCAAGCUUCAGCAGUUACUCUUCCGACACUAUGGCUCAAACAGCAACCAGAGUCAUCCACACCGACGACACCUCUUCCCAACAAAACGACAAUAACACUCUUAAACUAAACGACACUGUCAAAGAUGAUUUCGAAUUCGACUUCACUUUCCUCUCCACCGACUCAGUUUCCGCCGAUGACAUUUUCCAUAAUGGUCAGAUCGCACCCACUUAUCCACUCUUCGACCAAUCUUUGCUCAACGGCGUCGUUUCACGUUCUCAUGUUCUCCCCGAAACGGCACUUCGCCGUCGUCGUUUACCCCUGAAGAAACUCAUGGAAGAAGACGGCGAAGGAAAAGAGCUUGACGGUGUGGCAGCGGGUACGUACUGCGUGUGGACCCCACCUUGCAAAAAGAGCAGCUCUGCAGGGUCGAAUUCCAAACGUUGGAAGUUCCGGGACUUUCUACUCAGGAGCCAUAGCGAUGGGAAGAAGGACUCACUUUUGUUUUUUACUUCCGGUAGAAAGCACAACUCCGCCGUUCAUGAUGUCGCCGGCGCGGCCAAGGACGGGUUUCGAUCGAAGAGGAAGUUAGGAAUUAGUUGGAUUAUUCAGUAG
Molecule: messenger RNA, 636 nt
Organism: Vicia faba (fava bean)
Lineage: Eukaryota; Viridiplantae; Streptophyta; Magnoliopsida; Fabales; Fabaceae
Source: the annotation of a GenBank genome assembly